CAACGGCUCCGGAGUUUAGAGAUCAGUGAAAGAUGAGGAGCUGCUCUCUUCCACUGAGCCGAGGCAGAAGGAAUUAAAGUUCAACAUCAAAUCUGGGUCGCGCGGACAAUCGACAACUCAGCAAUGAAAUGUAUGUCUUCCAGUGCGCGUUUCACUCUCAACUAGACCCUGACUGCGAGCAUCCCACGCUGAACACGGUGGAUCUGCUGACACUGGACUCCUUGCUCACUUCUGACAUCCAGUGUCAGCAGCCGGCGCUUUGAAGAUGAUCAACCCUCAGAUAUACCUCCACUACAACUACACGGGGAAGCUGGACCACCGGCCGACCACCGGCACAAGCCCCGGCGCCCUGGACACCAAAACCAUCGUGUUCCUCGUCAUAUGCAGCUUCAUCGUCCUGGAGAACCUCACCGUGCUGGUGGCCAUAUGGAGAAACCACAGGUUCCACAACCGCAUGUACUUCUUCAUCGGCAACCUGGCGCUGUGCGACAUGCUGGCUGGAGUCGCUUACCUGGUCAACCUGCUCCUGUCAGGAGAGAAGACCCUGCAGCUCUCCCCCGCUCUCUGGUUCGCCAGAGAGGGAAGCAUGUUUGUAGCACUGGGCGCCUCUAUUUUCAGCCUCCUGGCUAUUGCCAUAGAGCGACACCUGACUAUGAUCAAAAUGAGGCCUUAUGACGCCAAUAAGAACUACAGGGUGUUUCUGCUGAUAGGGACCUGCUGGCUGAUCGCCAUAACUCUUGGGGCUUUGCCUAUUCUCGGCUGGAACUGCCUGGACAACCUCCCCGAUUGCUCCACGGUUCUCCCUCUCUACACCAAGAAAUAUGUGGCUUUUUGUAUCACAGUGUUCAUGCUUUUGCUCUUAGCCAUGUCGGUCCUCUAUGCCCGCAUCUACAUCCUGGUUAAGUCCAGCAGCCAAAAAGUGAGCAAGAACAGGAACUCUGAGCAUGCAAUGUCCCUGCUGCGCACCGUCAUCAUCGUAGUCGGGGUCUUCAUCGCCUGCUGGACGCCCAUCUUCAUCCUGCUCCUGGUGGACGUGGCUUGUGAGCAGCGUUGCCCCAUCCUCUACAAGGCCGACUGGUUCAUCGGCCUGGCCGUGCUCAACUCGGCCAUGAACCCGGUCAUUUACACCCUGGCCAGCCGCGAGAUGAGACGGGCCUUCCUGGGCCUGGUGUGUGGCGUUUGCUACAGGGGGAAGGCCUCCACGACCGGCAGCGGGAACAGGCAGUCUCUGGAGCCCAGCCGCAGCAGGAGCAAGUCGUGGAGCAGCCAGAACAACCCCAACCAGAACCAGCAGAGCGUCAGGCGGGCGGAGCCGGAGAAGGGACGGGAGACGGAGGUGUCAGUGGUGACAGGAGGUGCGUCUCAUGCCGUCAUUGAGAGUGACGGGAAAGACUGAACAAAGGGAACAUGACACGAACAGUUGGAAGUUGAGGGUUGUCCCAACGUGUGAGCUCGUGGGCUUGUGCAGUUAACUGGGGACAAAAGGGAAUUUGAGUUGUGAUCGAUUUGAGAAUGAAGGAUUUCUUAGACUGCAGGGCAGUGGUUUCUCCUUUGUGCUUGUUAGUGAUAUAUCUGCAUCAUCCAAAGUUUGGCAUUGGACGGAUCAAUGCGUUAGGCCAAUAUGUUCGACGAGCACAAUCAAUACCACCUCUUUGUGAAGUACAGGUCAUAUUUCAUCACCGUCCAGUGAGAAGCACGUACCUCCAAAUUUGGUCAGUUUUACAGUUACCUGAAGGAUAAACUCUUUAUUGGUUGAGAAGCUAAACCGUCUAAAACAGUGUUGUAUUAUAAAAGAAAUGCAGCGUCACACGGCUGAAAAGGUUUUUUCUUUUGUCAUGCAUAGUGGGCAUUUUGGAGGUAUGAGGUUUUCACAGGACAAUGACGAUUUGCGAAUGAAUGGUACUCUUAACCUUCAACACAUCUGUAACUAUACCUCUGUGGUUACAGAUGUGGCAAUCCAAGACAAAAAAAAUAAAUAGAAAAAUCACCUGCCAUGAAUUAAAGUGCAAUUAUAGUUCUGCGAAAUAAUGUAAUGAAGAAUGUAGACAAAAUUUACUGUAAUGACAAACAAUGGAAGUUAUUUAUUAUUCUAUGCAGUCUAUUCUGUAAUUUUGUAUUUACUCAGAAGUAAUGGCAUUAUAAAUUGUAUAUGUGAUGUAAAGGAGGUAAAAUGCUGGAGAGUCAAACGUGCUACUCUUUUCAUUAUAUCAGCAGCAUCUUGUUCAUAAAGAAAGAACAUCUGUUAUCACUACAAAUAAUGAAUGGAUGCUGUUUAUUCAACAUCAGUAGCUUUAAAGUGAUACCGGGGCUCCAUCUGCUGGUUAACAAUGGUAGUUAAUAUCCUUAAUGCUGACUAGAUAUUUUUUAUAACAGGCUGCAUGAUAAGUACAGAAUCUCUUCAAUCCUCAUUUUAGUACCAAAAUGAAGUCGUUGUGAGCGUCUGUGUUUUAUCAGAUUAUUCCAGAAGUCAACACGAUCAACUUUAAAAGCAUGAAGCCGGUAAACUGAAGGAAGAGGCAUGUGUGAAUGCAGCGUGUGAAAUGGAAGUAGUUCACUACUGUACAUGCAGCUAUCUAUGUGAUACAAAAGUAUUAGCUUUGACACAAUAAACCUGGUGUUUCCGGUAGUGCAGUUCUGUCCUUGUUAUGUGCACUGUCUUCCUUGUUCCUUUGAGGAAAAUAACGUCUAGGUUGAUUCACGCAAAUUACGAACAAAUGUGUGUUAUUUUCUCACUUAGUGGUAUCCGGCCAAGCAGGUCGUUUUGUUUACGUCUAGGUUUAGAGUUACCCGCUUUUGGGAUUUCUGCAGCCACCACAAUAUAAUGGAGGUGAAUGGAUUGUUG
Molecule: messenger RNA, 2842 nt
Organism: Anarrhichthys ocellatus (wolf-eel)
Lineage: Eukaryota; Metazoa; Chordata; Actinopteri; Perciformes; Anarhichadidae
Gene: s1pr3b
Product: sphingosine-1-phosphate receptor 3b
Exons: 2
Coding region: 266-1396 (376 amino acids)
Biological process (GO): G protein-coupled receptor signaling pathway
Cellular component (GO): membrane
Molecular function (GO): sphingosine-1-phosphate receptor activity
Source: RefSeq, a predicted model, not a curated record